AUGACCGAGCUGGUUGUGGGGGCUUUUGUCCGCAGCCGCUCCGACACGCCUGCCUUGUGCUGGGCACGCAGCGGGGUUCCGGGGACCCAGCGGGGGGCUGAGCUGGGCCUGCGUGGUGCAGAGGUGGCUGCGUGGCUGGGCUGGAGGAGGUACCAGAAGGAACCAAAUGUGACUUCCACGCUGGGAGCUGUGUUUGGCGUAACCACCUGCCUCAGUGCCCAAAUCCGAGAGGAACCAGAUGAUCCCUUGAACUAUUUCAUCGGAGGCUGUGCAACAGGAGCUCUCUUAGGUGCAAGAGCUCACAGUUACAUGACCGGGACCACUGCGUGCCUGGGGUUUGGGAUUACGGCCGCUCUCAUGAAGAUCGGUAACAAGGAGGGCUGGAGGCUGACGGGGCCGCCCAAGCUGUAA
Molecule: messenger RNA, 411 nt
Organism: Tauraco erythrolophus (red-crested turaco)
Lineage: Eukaryota; Metazoa; Chordata; Aves; Musophagiformes; Musophagidae
Source: RefSeq, a predicted model, not a curated record